[Torrubiella] hemipterigena is the source of this 969-nucleotide messenger RNA. Lineage: Eukaryota; Fungi; Ascomycota; Sordariomycetes; Hypocreales; Clavicipitaceae. The record is from the annotation of a GenBank genome assembly.
CCCCCACACGCCCGACUUCAGCUGCCAAAUCCCGCCUAUAACCAUGGUGGAUCAUCGGGGCGGCGCAGCGUCUUCACUAGCCCAGAAAGGAAUCCGAGCCCUUCGACUCCGCGUGACGACGAGGCUGAGCUGCUCCUACGUCAUAUUUCCCACGGAUUGUUUGCCCGACUUGUAUAUAAACACAGCCUGAUUGCCUCCGUCUUACUCGUCCAAACCACAGAAAUACCAAGACUAUCAUCUACAACAUUAUCAUCUUCCUACUCCUAUUCCCUAUACCAUCGGGGCCAAACAUGAGUCGCAGCCUUGACAUUGUUAGUCCAGGCUGGGGAGGCAGCCGCUUGGAGGUUGUUGAUCCGUCCACGUCCGCUGUUCUCUACAAGUACGAGACCAAGGGUUUCCUCAAGAAGCAUAUCGAAAUAACACGGACCUCCGAGAAACCAUCUGGCCAGGACCUUCUGGUUGGCAAAAUCACCUUUCCAAGCUGGAGCUCGGGCAUCAACAUCGACAUGGGCAACGAGCAAGUCACGCUGAAGCGUCCCAAGAUGUUCAGCAGUAGCUAUACAUUUGCCUCUCGCACCCUGAGCGGUAAAUGGAAACACCCCAGCUCGCUGUCCAGUCGCAUCGAACUUAUCACGACGGCUGGCGACGUUGUAGCAAAGUUUGGCCACGCAUCGUGGUCGUUUUCUAAGAAAGGCACACUUGAGGUCUUUGGCAAUCCCUCGCAACAGGAGCUCGACAUGGUUAUGAUCACAGCGUUCACCAUGAUUGCAGUGCACAGACGCAACUCAAACGGUGCAGCAGCAGGUGCAUCAGCAGGUGGCGCUGCCGCUGGCGCUGGUGGUGGCGGUGGUGGUUGUUGAAGAUUUACUAGAAACAUUACGAGUUACAGUGCCUAGCAUAGAAGCCAGCAGAUAUAUAGCAACAUUUAGAUACCCGUCAAAUACAAAGACUUUCACAUCACUAUUUCAC